Messenger RNA from Ostrinia furnacalis (Asian corn borer), 1430 nucleotides. RefSeq names its product diphthine methyltransferase. Gene Ontology annotation, biological process: protein histidyl modification to diphthamide. Gene Ontology annotation, cellular component: cytoplasm. The record is from RefSeq and is a predicted model, not a curated record. The transcript is spliced from 5 exons. Gene Ontology annotation, molecular function: protein binding; diphthine methylesterase activity. NCBI's taxonomy places the organism in Eukaryota, Metazoa, Arthropoda, Insecta, Lepidoptera, Crambidae. The coding region runs from base 272 to 1309 and encodes 345 amino acids.
UAACUAAGCUUUUUAUUUAUCAUCGUUAAGGUCAUUUUGACAGGAGCCGUAAAUUAAAAAUAAUAAAGAAAGUUGUCAAUGUGGUGAUUUGUGGACUUGUUUAUUUAUUGCAGAAAAUUAAUAAAAUACGGAUUUUAUUUACGAAAAUCACUAGCAUUUACAUAAAGCUUGAUACAUUCCUCCGUUCAUUUGCUGUACACAUCAAUUCAAGCGACGGCGCUCUACAGCCAUCGAUUCAUUGUCUUCGAGAGACCGAAGGUGAUCGGAUUAGAUGGCAGUGGAGUGGAAGACGCGGCUGCGCUGGCACACGAGGCUCAAUGCGGACUCCGUGGAGUGGUGCCCGGUGGAGCCCUACCGGCACCUGCUGGUCUGCGGCUGCUACCACUUGUCUAAUGAAGAUAAAGAAAAAGAAGCUGGACCAACGAAGCAAAAGAGACUUGGAAAAAUUUACCUCUUUUCCAUCAACCACGACACGUCUGCUCUUGUCCCAAUCCAGGAGAUAGACACAGUCGGUGUUCUGGACCAGAAGUGGUGCUACCACACCAUCCAGGACCACCCAGUGCUGUGCGUCGUCAAUUCUCAAGGCUUCGUAGAGCUGUACCGUCUCUCUGAAGGGACUCGCCUUGAACUGUGGUUAAAAGAAUCAAUCGGUACCGCAGAGGAUAUCCUCGCUCUAUCUGUCGAUUGGUCCACUAAUAAGACCGCGUCUGACAAUCCGAUGCUGGUGGUCAGUGACUCAGAGGGCGCUGUGACGGUACUGCAGAUAGGAGACGAUGGCCUGAAGAAGGUCGGGACGUGGGCCACUCACGGCUUCGAAGCGUGGACAGCUGCUUUCAACUAUUGGAAUCCGGACGUGUUUUAUUCAGGAGGCGAUGACACCUUGUUCAAGUGUUAUGACAUCAGGGUGUCUGACGCUGCUGUGGCCACGAACAAAAGCCACGAGGCUGGGGUCACGUGUGUGCGGAAACACACUGAUAUGGAGUACCAGCUCUUGACUGGAAGUUACGACCAAAUAGUGCGAUUAUGGGACACGCGGGCCCUAAAACGGAGUGUCACCGAGAAGCACGUUGGAGGCGGCAUCUGGCGGCUAAAAUGGCACCCCUACCGCCCAGACACCAUACUAGCGGCCUGCAUGUAUGGGGGGUUCCGUACGCUACAGGUUAUCGACGAGGUGUCGUUAUCAAUAGCUUGCGAGUACAAGGAACACGAGAGCAUAGCGUACGGCGCGGAUUGGAUGUUCGACGAAAACUCUUUGGUGGCCACUUGCUCGUUUUAUGAUUGCAAACUGCAUGUAAGUGAAGUUUGUUAGAAUGUUAAUAAAAAAUGUUAUAAAUACAAAAAUAAGUACACUCCAUUUGGAUUCAAACUGUAACAACUAAUCGCUAAUAUUUUAUGUAUAUAAAAAUAAUAAAAGCACAAAUGUACUAUUA